Molecule: messenger RNA, 2008 nt
Organism: Symsagittifera roscoffensis
Lineage: Eukaryota; Metazoa; Xenacoelomorpha; Acoela; Convolutidae
Product: rho GTPase-activating protein 1-like
Exons: 2
Coding region: 574-1860 (428 amino acids)
Biological process (GO): small GTPase-mediated signal transduction
Cellular component (GO): cytoplasm
Molecular function (GO): GTPase activator activity
Source: RefSeq, a predicted model, not a curated record
AGUAUAUGAGUAUUGAUCUGAAUUAUCGGAAAAAUGCAGACGAAUUUUCUCGAAAUUUUGUUUCGGAAUCCAAAUCACGGGUGAAAGGGCUGUAAUCUGAUAAUACACCUUAGUUCCCUAUGCCAUAAUUUCUUCGAUUCCGAGGGGUGAUCUGAACUAUAAGGAUUCUAAUGAAAGAUAGUACAACUAUGAACAGCAACCUUUAGGUACUUCGAUUGAUAUUUGGAAGAUUAAGAGAUAAUAUCGUAUCUAGUUUGUACGCUUCAGCCUAUCUGUAAAAGUACUUGGCCACCAUUAAAUGUAUUCUCAGGUUUCUUCUACCCUUUGAACUUCUUGGAUAAGGCGAACUGUGUUUUGUCUUGUCUGUUGUUCGAGAUCUAUCAUAAAAUAGCGAGAACAGAAAAUCGCUCUCACUUUUAGGGUUGAUUGUUUUCAGGAAUGAAUGGUUGAAGCUCCUUCCGCAAUUUCAGCAUCAAUUUGUGCAAAACUUUGCAAUUUAACAAUCCUAGUUAUAUCAGUUGGUUAUUAUUAAUUUGCUUUACCGAGGACGACUUAAACAUAUUUAGCUUUAAAAUGUCCAAUAGUGAAGAUAGUAUUGGCAUCGAUUACCCUGAAAACGAGCUGUUUGAUGACAGCACACCGUCGGUCUCGUCAAAUGCGACCUCAUCGGAGCCGAGAAAAACCGAUUCGUUUCAAAAGUCGGAAAGAUCGAAGUCAACGUCUUACGAACCCGAAUUCUCUGAAGAUUCGCCCGACGGAAGCAGUGGAUCUCGUGGCAGGACCAAGACGUUCCUGGAGACAUGUGCCAUCGCUGAAGACUUAGGCAACGAGAAGUAUCCACAGCUGGCGAAGCUGCAGUUUUUGGAAGUGCUGGCCCGUGAUCAUUACGAGAGGCCUCUGGUCGUGAUAUACGGGUGUAGAUUGCCAGUGCUCAGAUCCAGCAACCAGCCAGAAGUGGUGUCUUACAUUAAAGAAACUCUGGACUUGCUGGUGGAGAACGAAUACGAUGCGAUCUACUUCCACUACAGCUCCAACAUGUCAGCCAUGAGUCAGAUGUCCGCACUCAGGAAGAGUUACGGCGAGUUCGACCGCAAGUACAAGAAGAACAUCAAGACACUCUACGUCGUCCACCCCAACCGAACCAUGAUGGUCCUCUACAACAUGUUCAAAGGCUUCAUCAGCAAAAAGUUCGAGAGAAAGUUACGACUGGCGAAAAACUUACACGAGCUAGAAUCGGUUGUGAAUUUGGAACUCAUGCACAUACCGAUGUCUAUCAAAAGCUACGAUUCGGGUCGAAAUGCCUGGUCAGAGUUCGGCAAAGAGUUCUCACAAGUGUCCUUGGACUCACGAGGGGUCCCGUAUUUGUUCACGGAGGCAGUGGACUAUCUGCGACGCACGAAAGCUACUUCAGAAGUCACGGGACUUUUCCGAGUGUCGGGAUCGGGCAAUAAUCAGAAAUCGCUGGCCAAAAAGUACAGCAUAUCUCCGGAAACGUUUCAGAUUCCAGAAAAAACGAAUGCACACGACGUGACAGGCCUUGUGAAGCAAUUUUUGAACCAACUUCCAACUCCGAUUCUCUACUUCGGAGUUCUCAAGUUGCCGAAUUAUGAAGACGAUACAAUUGAAGACUACAUUGUUAAUAACUUGGACGACAAUGCGAAAGCCUCUCUACUCGUGUUGUUCGAGCUUUUCGAAGAAAUUAUUUCGAAUAAAGCCAAAAACUCUAUGAGUGAAGAUAACUUGAUGCGAUGCACAGCUUUGAGUCUUGCCUGGUCAGAAACAGCAGAUAUGAAUGACCUUCAGAAAAUGGAAUCUGUUUUCUAUGUUCUGCUGAAAAAAUAUCAGACUAUAUUGGUCUAAAUUGCGUGAUGGUUGAAUUGUUUGUACAAUGGUUAAUAAUUUAAUUAUUGCGGCCGCAAUAGGAGUAAAGCUAGUUUUGUAAAUUCUGAAUUAAUAUAUCCCUUUUCUAUCUGCUCAGCUUGAAUUAAUCAGGUAUUUGACACUUGAA